This is a messenger RNA of Triticum aestivum (bread wheat), 938 nucleotides long. RefSeq lists its product as uncharacterized. The coding region runs from base 12 to 356 and encodes 114 amino acids. The transcript has a single exon. NCBI's taxonomy places the organism in Eukaryota, Viridiplantae, Streptophyta, Magnoliopsida, Poales, Poaceae. The record is from RefSeq and is a predicted model, not a curated record.
UUGUAUUCAUCAUGGCAGCGCUCCACCUUCUGUUCCUCCUUUUCCUUGCUGUCGCCGCUAGCAGCAACAACGCUGACCAGCCGCUGACGCAGCAGGAGGUCUGCAUGGCGUCGUCUUCUUCCUCGUGCCCGGACGACGUGGAACCGAACAAGGAGGAGGCCACCGUGAGUUUCAGACACUAUGCUCGCACCAUCAAUGUCGACCUCGUACUCCCUGCUAGCAACAGGGCAGUCGCCGCUGGGGACGAGGACCUGCAGCUGCGGCAGGAGGCCAUGGCGAAGGCCAUUACGGUGCUCUCCCGCCACAGCACAGAGACCACCGACGCCGAGACGCUCAAGCGGGCGAGGGGGUGGUGAACCUUUUUUUUUUGAAACGGAGGCAAAAAAAAUUGCCUCAUCGAUUAAUUAAGAAGAAGAGAAUUGCCUAAUUAAUUUAUGGAAAAUCGGGCGAAAACCGAGGGGGCGGUGAACCUCGAGGCCCAGCGGUGGAAGCCCAUCUUUAGGGCCGUCAACAGGGUGCUGGAGAGUGGCGCCGAUGACCGCACCAAGGAGGAGGCGUUCGCCGCGGCCAAGGUGCAGCUCAACAGCGAGCUCGGCCAAGAAGGUCCGAACGCCCUCAAGAUCGACUUCGAGUAUAUGUGAUGUCUGUGAUGUCGAGGAGGUUGCCUCGCCCGUUGGCAACCUCUGCCUUAAUUUCUCUUUCGGCCUUAGUGUUCCCCAGAUUUAUGUGGUUCGUCCGUGCGUGGCCGCCUGUCGUAGUUGACGGAUCACCACCAUUAUUUUCCUUCCACUUCGUACUCGACGCCUUCUGCUGUGGAACGCUUGUGAUUGUGCUUGCAUUUCCUUAGUUAGCGAGGUGGGUUGUUUUCUUACUCUCUUUGUUCUCCCUGUGCUUCUUCCAUGUGUGCAACCAUGCAUGUCUGAUUAGUUUACUAGAUA